Suillus clintonianus is the source of this 930-nucleotide messenger RNA. RefSeq lists its product as uncharacterized. The coding region runs from base 1 to 909 and encodes 302 amino acids. NCBI's taxonomy places the organism in Eukaryota, Fungi, Basidiomycota, Agaricomycetes, Boletales, Suillaceae. The transcript has 6 exons. The record is from RefSeq and is a predicted model, not a curated record. Gene Ontology annotation, cellular component: endoplasmic reticulum exit site; COPII vesicle coat. Gene Ontology annotation, biological process: intracellular protein transport; COPII-coated vesicle cargo loading; endoplasmic reticulum to Golgi vesicle-mediated transport. Gene Ontology annotation, molecular function: catalytic activity; GTPase activator activity.
AUGCCGAGUGCAGCAAAACAUGCUCGGACUCAGCACGACAACUCGCGCCGCACCCCGCACCGGCCAGCCCAUGCCCCAGCCGCCCGUUUCUUGCUUCCUGUACAGCAAUGCGAAUUCCAGCUCACUGGUAUUUUGGAAGUACUUGCAAGUGAUCCUUGGCCCGUUGUCAAUGACAAGCGCGCUUUACGUUGCACGGGUGUGGCCGUCAGUGUAGCCGUUGGACUCCUGGAGACGACUUUCCCUAACACGGGCGCACGCAUAAUGAUUUCUACGGGCGGGCCUGCAACAGAGGGUCCCGGCAUGGUUGUCAGCAAUGAGCUGAAGGAACCCAUUUGCUCUCAUCACGACAUCGAACGAGACAGCGUCAAGCACUACAAACGCGCUAUAAAGUUCUAUGAAACUCCGGCGAAGCGAGCAUCUAACAACGGCCAUGCUGUCGAUCUGUUUGCUGGUUACUUGGAUCAAGUGGGCUUGCUUGAGAUGAAGUCCCUACCAAACUCGACAAACGGUGUUAUUGUACUAUCGGAUUCAUUCGCUACGUCGAUCUUCAAGCAAAGCUUCCUGCGCAUGUUCAAUAAGGACGACCAGGACUUCUUGCAGAUGGGCUUCAAUGCGAUAUUCGACGUACAGGCAAGUCGUGUCGGGGGUCCUGUCAGUCCUCGUCCAUCAUCAUACACACAUCUACGCUCGCACAUCCUAUCCAACGCUCUCACAUCUAAUCAUCUCCCCAAAUACGACUCAAAGGCCAACCAGGCAUUUGCAACCCGCCUCGCCAGCGUCCUCCAACCAGGAAACCUGGUAUGGGUCCACGACUACCAUCUCUUGUUAGUCCCUCGCAUGCUCAGGAAUGCGAUGCAUUCUGGUGCCGGUCAUCGGUCUUUUCGUGCACACGCCUUUCCCGAGUUCUGAGGUGUUUAGGUGUUUACCGCG